Messenger RNA from Lethenteron reissneri (Far Eastern brook lamprey), 3611 nucleotides. RefSeq names its product pseudouridylate synthase RPUSD2-like. Gene Ontology annotation, molecular function: pseudouridine synthase activity; RNA binding. Gene Ontology annotation, biological process: enzyme-directed rRNA pseudouridine synthesis. NCBI's taxonomy places the organism in Eukaryota, Metazoa, Chordata, Hyperoartia, Petromyzontiformes, Petromyzontidae. The record is from RefSeq and is a predicted model, not a curated record.
UCGCCGGAGCCCACGUGCGCUACAGGGCCUCACCAGCUCGGCUCGUUGAGCUUCAGACGUGUGCCUCGUUCAGCUCGGCGCGCCAGACAGCCCGAGUCCGAGACGAUGGACGACUCCGCCGACGCCGCCGCCGACGCGACGAGACUCGCGGAAGGGAGCGCCGAGGCCGGAGACGCGGACCCUGCCGCGGCAGCACCCUCGCCUCCGCACGCCACGGGCUCCGCAGGGCCGCCGAGUGUCGCCACGAAGCGCAAGCACGGCCAAAGCGCCUGUGCGGCGACCGGGCAGCGGCAGUGUGGCGAUAAUGAUGAUGGCGGUGAUGAUGAUGGAGGAGGAGUAGGAGGAGAGGGCAAGCGGCCACCGCGUCGCCACAAGCGCAGCCGACAUCAGCGCGUCUCCGGCGAGCGCCACGUGCCGCCCCCCACGAAGCGCAACGCCGGCGUGAGCUUCGGCGCGGAGCACUUCGCCGAGGCCGAGUGCUACGUCGAGGCCGGGCUGCGCCGGGUGCGGCCCUACCGCUUCGACUUCAAGUCGUACUGCAAGGGCCGCUGGCUGGGCCGCACCCUCGGGGAGGUGCUCGCGUCCGAGUUCCGUGCGCAGGGUCCCCGCUACUACGAGGCGGCGUGCGCGGCGGGCAGGAUCACCCUGAACGGGGAGCGCACCUCGCUCGCCGUGGUGCUGCGCGACAACGACCUCGUCCGGCACACCGUGCACAGGCACGAGCCACCCGUGGCCGCGGGCUCCGUCACGCUACUCGCCCAGACGGACGAGCUGGUCGUGGUAGACAAGCCCUCGUCCAUGCCGGUGCAUCCGUGCGGACGCUACCGCCACAACACGGUCAUCUUCGUGCUGGGCAAGGAGCAUGGCCUGGCGCCGCUGCACACCGUGCACCGGCUCGACCGCCUCACCUCCGGCGUGCUGCUGUUUGCGCACACGCUCGAGGCCGUGCAGCGACUCGACCGGCAGAUCCGCGAGCGAGAGGUGCAGAAGGAAUACCUGUGCCGCGUGGAGGGCUGCUUCCCGGGUGGCAAAGGGGAGGAGGCGGAGGAAGUGGUGUGCGCCGAGCCGGUGCUCGUGGUGUCGUACAGCGUGGGCGUGUGCCGCGUGGACCCGCGCGGCAAGCCCUGCCGGACCACCUUCACGCGUCUCAGUUACAACGGCCGCUCCAGCGUGCUGCUGUGCCGGCCCGAGACCGGGCGCAUGCACCAGAUCCGCGUGCACCUGCAGUUCCUGGGCCACCCCAUCCUCAACGAUCCCGUGUACAACGCGGCCGCGUGGGGGCCGGCGCGUGCCCGCGGCGGCACCAUCGGCAAGAGCGACGAGCAGCUGCUGCAGGACCUCCUCGCCGACCGCCGCCGGCUUGGCGAGGAGGUGACGGAAUACGGUGACGGUGGUUGCGGCGGCAUCGGCAAUGGGGAGGGGAGUAUCGUCGGCGGGGGCAUCACGUGCAGCGGAAAUGACGAUACUGCAGAGAAGAGCAGUGGCGGUGGUGGUGAUGGUGGCGGCACAAACGAGCCGGUUAUGAGGUCGUCGGAAGCCGAGGACCCAUGGGCUGGCGGGCAGGACCCUCUCUGCAGCGAGUGUCGCCAGACUCGGCCGGACCCCAGGCCCGAUCAGCUGAUCAUGUUCCUGCACGCGCUGCGCUACCGCGGCCCCGGCUGGGAGUACACGGCGCCGGCGCCAGAGUGGGCGAGCGCCGACUGGCAGGAGCCCCCUCGCCCAGACACGGAGAAGAGCGAUGGGACACCUGGGCAGAAUGAGACACUGGCCAGCACCACCACCACCACCACACCUGGGCACAACUAGACGCUCGCCAUCACCACCCCUGGGCAGACUGACGCUCUGGGCUUCACGUGACUGCAGCACACGGUGGUGGUGGCUGCUACAACGCUCAGCAAAGCUUCUUGAAGCGACCUCGGUUAUUUUGGUAAAGUCACGUAACUUUACCGAAAUAACCAAGAAGAUGAAUCCCUGCAGUCACGAAAGCUUUAAAUCGAAAAUUCUUGAAUCGCGUUGUGGCAAGCGAUCAAAUCGCUCCGUUGUCCUGGUAAAUAGUACACGAUGUGUUGUAUCAUAGGCCCCGGCAACUUUGAGUUUAAAUCGUGGGCAUGGUGGAUAAACCAGUCCUGGAUCAUCCACCACCUUUACCUAAGCCACACCGGUUAUGUUUCGUCACACAUCCUCUUGUGACACGGCAUGGGGAGGUCUUCAUCCAGCAGUGGCUUGACAAAGGUGCUUGUGAAUUAUAUUGUUUGUUGACUUAAUUUCCUCAUUCAUGUGGGUUUCGGUGUGAGGUCCCGAAGUAUUUUUAUUGUCGCUCUGCAACACUUAAAUUAUGAUUUAUUUAGGAAGGCCUCGACAAGUCUCAAGAUUCCCUUUUCCCCGAAGGGUUCUGCCCUUUCGGGAAAUUUGGCCGAUUCCUUUUAAAAUAACCAAAUCAUCUGGUGAUGCUGCUGCUUCUGUGUUGGCAAUGGUGCAUAAGCACAUUUAACCACAAAAAAACUCAACACUUUCCAUAGCAAUGUAAUAAAACAUUGGUUUUUAUUUUAAGGCAGCGUUAUCUCCAAAUAUAUUGAACCUUUUUAGGCACUCGGUGUAUUUAAAUAAUCGACGCUUCAUGUGAGCAGAACAGCCAGAGUACGUGGAGAUAACCCACCAUGCACACGAGGGAAAUCGAUCUGCACAGAUGGGUUUGUGAACCCGCUUGCCGUUUUGUGGUCUUGUUGUCAUCACGCGUACACGCGCGAGUCAUUUACGUUUGAUCCGAACACCCUUGUCUCCAAAGUGCUAGAUAAUGGGCAUUCGCGAUCGCCGAGGGGAGUUUGAACUAUUUUGAAAAAAAAAAACUGUUAAACAAAAAAUAAACCAGACUCGAAAUAUAUAAAUGGACUGUGUUUUUCGACGAUUAAAACAACUCAACAAAUUCUUACUUUGCUCAGAUUAUCCCCACACACACCUCGUCUGAUGGUUAAAAAACCGAGAUUUAUAAACAAUCCACAUUCACGAGGUGAGUUAGGAGGGAAGAGCGCCGAGUCAGCUUUGUGCAGCAUCACUGUGAAGCACUGAGGCAGGGGCGCUUGCAAAUGAGACUCCUAUUCUGUCGAUGUCCGCCAGCCACGAGAGGGCUUCAGCAGAGAGUUCGUGUCAUUUUGCUGUUCCUCCGUCGAAGGUGGUGCCGCAGGCUCCAGUGGUUUUACUCUUCGGUUCAUAGUUUGGGUUGCAUGGGCACGAUCGCAUUACUGUUGAUUGUGUGUUGCUGCUGCUGCUGCUUUUAUUGUAACAAAACACGAGCCCACGAUACAGCACGCUGCGCCGGGUCGCAUAACCGGGUUUCACAUUUAUCUGGGGAGGUAAAAGGUGGGGGAGAGGGGCCUGCUGCCCCCACCAAGUGAUGAUGUUGCUUGUCAUUUGGUUCUUUCGGUUAAGUCACGUCUAAAGAUAAAAUAAUAAAUUAAAUUAAAUAAUAGCAUACGACGUUUCGAUUGCAACACAAGCAAUCAUCAUCAGGUAUAAUGAAAUAGCGACAUAAAAUCUAACCAGAAAACUAUAGACAGACAUAUUAGCAGACAGAUAUCACCAAGAUACAUAGAGGGAGCAACACAGGUAACAGA